Dendronephthya gigantea is the source of this 1652-nucleotide messenger RNA. RefSeq names its product melanocortin receptor 4-like. Gene Ontology annotation, molecular function: G protein-coupled receptor activity. Gene Ontology annotation, cellular component: membrane. The coding region runs from base 237 to 1193 and encodes 318 amino acids. Gene Ontology annotation, biological process: G protein-coupled receptor signaling pathway. The record is from RefSeq and is a predicted model, not a curated record. The transcript has a single exon. Lineage: Eukaryota; Metazoa; Cnidaria; Anthozoa; Malacalcyonacea; Nephtheidae.
CUAUGUCCCAGAAAUGUUUCUAAAGACGUAAUGGAACAUUUAGCAGAAGACUGUGCUUUAAUUAAAGCAAUUUAAUUUUUUACACCUUUCCGAAACAGUUGGCAUGAUAUUUUAAUAUGUUAAUAUUUAUAACUCUCUUAUAAUGUAUUCUUUUCAUUCGUGGAAGACAGAUAAACAUAGUUUUGAUAAACUGAGUUUAUUAUGCCGAUAGUAACAAUAAUAGUUUUCUUGCAGCUAUGAAUUACUCAACGCUUGGAGGAAACACGAGCAUAAAUUGGUCUACGCAAAAACCCAACACGAUUAUGUUCGUUCAAAUCGACAUGACGGUCGCUCUAGUGUUCUCGAUAUUAGAUAUCGUUGGAAUUAUUGUCGGCUCAUUGGCCAAUAUCGUCACGAUCGCACUAGUUCUCAUCCAAUCAGAACUUCGCACAACGACCGACGUGUUCACGUCCAGCCUAUGCGUCUCGGAUCUUUUAGCGAGCGUUCUCUUCCAACCUUUUGUGAUUCGUCGAUUGCUUGCUCGAAAACCCAACCAAUCAUACGAGUGGGCACUGAGGCGAACAAUAGGACAAGCUACCCUUGUCGCAAGUUCUCUGAGCCUGCUGACAGCCGCCGUCGACCGCUAUAUCGUACUGCGCUGGCCAUUGCGUCAUGAAAACAUAAUGCAGAGAUCGACUGCGCUGUUUGUGAUCAGCGGAGUAUGGCUUGUCUCGUUCUCAAUGGGCGUGAUAGCGUUCUUCAAGCGCAAUGUGUCAGCGGUUGUAUUUCCCAGCAUUAUUGCGAUCAUCGUUGCCACCAUUGUCGUGAUACAACUUUCGAUUUUCAUCAUCGCGAAGAAACAGGUUGAUAAAAUGAAGAGCCAGUCAAGGCAAGCCGGCGAACAAGGAGCAAGGUUUGUCACAAAUAUGCGCGCGACAAGGACGACAGCUCUGCUGCUAGCAGUGUUUCUUGUAAGCUGGUUGCCGUCCACAAUUUUCAGAUUCUAUGACCGUCUCUCCGGUGGAGAUAUGGUGACGUUUCAUAAAUGGAUGCACCUGCUGAACACCCUCAUUCAGAUUCAUUGUACACUCGAUCCAUUCCUUUAUGUGUUGCGCCACCGACGACUUAUGACCGUGAUCGAAAGAGUUUUUAAGCGACGCGUUGACGCCGGCGUGAUGCUGGAAAAUUUCGCAUCGAAAACGGAUUUGCGAUAGUGAAAAAAACGGUUGGCAGCAUGCGAUCGAUUUGUCAGGUAUAAAAAAUGCUUGAGCCGUAGAGGCAAUUUACGUCAUCACGCUGUGAUUUCAUUGUCGACAGCUAGUAAAUAUCUGAGACUGAUUGUACGAUGGCUGGAAGCGCUAACUCGCAGAUAGUGAUUUUUCAACCGUUUUCAAAGCUCGAAAAGUGGAAACCCAAAAAGGUUACAGCGUUAGAGGUAACAACUUUUAAAGGAAAUUUAAGACUAAUGUAAGGUUGGAUCAAAUAUAUACCACAAGGGCAAUUUUACAGCGAUUGAGGAAACGGUUCAUUCAGUAAAUAGUGCCAUACAACUUUCGUCAAAUGUAACUUGGAAUAAAGGAAACUGCAAAUAAAUGAUAAAAAAAUUUUUUGCACAUGUACGAAAUAUUACAGGAGUUAAACAAUGUCAUUGAAUUACCUAAUAAAUUAUCAGA